UUUUAUUAUUUUCAAGAAGGCAAGGUUAAACUUGUUUUUAGAAUAAUUCCUGAAAUAUGUGCUGUUCUUAUGAUGGUUAAACUUCGUUAAUGUCAAAGGACUGAGAAAUAGAAAUAUGGCGGAGGCGAAGCAGGAGGUUCAGCAUACCAAAUUGUUGGAAGGUUCCAGUGAUCAAACUGAUACUCCUCCAGAAAUUGGGAGUCCAGAAGGCCCCAAACUCGUCAAAUUUCUCAAUUUUUGGGAGCAGUUCAAUCUUGAAAAUGGCUUUAAACUUCUUGGUCACUCAAUCGGCGUUUACCCCCUGGCAUUUCUAAUUGCUUCUUUGAUUCUUUCUUCGCUUUCUGUUGGGAUUUACUGGUUAGAAAUAAAAGAUCGUGUUAGAGAUGGUUACACACCUACAACUUCAAUGUCUCGUUAUGAGACCGAUGUUCUAAAAGAAUUUCUGGGGUCUACAGGCGAUCCUCUUCUAACAACGGUGCUGCUUAGAGCUCGGGAUGGUGGUAGCAUGCAUAGAUUGCGUUGGUUAAACGCUUCAGUCAAUUUGCAUUCUUUAUUGCAUCUAAAUAUUUCUGCCGAUUUGGAUGGAGAGUCUGUCUACUAUUCCAACAUUUGCGGCCCUUUUUGUGAUGCAAAUGUGCCUAUCAAUUAUUUCUAUGAGUCACUUAAUUCACAACUAACGCGCCUUCAUGCUGGAAAACGGCCGAGCAAUUCUCUUAACCUCACUUAUCCAAUUUCGAGGGUAAAUGGCUUUGAUCUGCACUUGGAAAGGAAUUUCUAUGGUGUUAGACUUCGCAAUAAUAAUGAAACUCGUAUUAAAGAAGACCCAGAGAUUUCUCAACUUUCUUCGUUUACCAAUAUUGAACAUAUCGAGGCAAUAAUGAUGACCUUUAGAGCAGACAUUUCCCACCCUAAGGAUGAAGAAAAAAUGGCAAGGUGGGAGAUGCGUGUUUACGAAUUUAGUCAAAAUCAGUUUAAUAAUUCAUUAAUUGAAAUGUUGGUGCUUGGAUCAGAAAUUGUGGAUUAUGAAAUGGCUAAAGAAGCGGAAAAGACUGUCCCCUAUUUUAUUAUGGGUUUUCUCUUUAUGUUUGCAUUUGUUAUUUAUACACUACUUAUUGGUGCUUUCUUUUAUGGUGUAAUGGAUAGAGCCAAACCUUUAUUAGCUUUAGGCGUUUCCCUCUGUCCAGUACUCGCAAUAACUUCAACAUUUGGAGCUUGUACUCUCGCUGGUUAUCGGACAAAUUCUGUCAUUCUUAUCAUGCCAUUCUUAAUUUGUGGGAUUGGAGUCAAUGAUGCUUUUCUAAUGGCCCAUUCAUGGAAUAGAACAGCUCGGAAGCAUUUGCCGAUUCCUGAAAGAUUGGGUAUCAUUUUUGAAGAAGUUGGUCCAUCAAUAACUAUUACUACUCUUACAAAUGUUGUUACAUUUUUGAUUGGAGCAUUGACACCAACGCCAGGUUUAUAUAAAUAA
Messenger RNA from Meloidogyne enterolobii, 1465 nucleotides. The record is from the annotation of a GenBank genome assembly. Lineage: Eukaryota; Metazoa; Nematoda; Chromadorea; Rhabditida; Meloidogynidae.